Lactuca virosa is the source of this 309-nucleotide messenger RNA. The record is from the annotation of a GenBank genome assembly. NCBI's taxonomy places the organism in Eukaryota, Viridiplantae, Streptophyta, Magnoliopsida, Asterales, Asteraceae.
AUGAAUCAGAGUCUUUCCACAAUCGAAAUGGAUGUCGCUGAGAUCAAGUUUAUUGUUACAAGCGCUCACAUUGAAACUGAGGAUGAAGGAAAUCAGUCUUCUUCGGCUGAUGAUCAACAACCGCCACCUGUUUCUAAAUGUGCUCUUUCUUCUGGCGGAAAUUCUACAUCCAUGUUGCCUCCUCCAUCAAAUCCACCACCACCAAGCAGUCCUCCUCUAAUCUCUAUUGAUGAUAAUCAGUAUCUUUCACUUAAUCUGGUGCCUCCCUCUCAAACUGAUGAUUCCAAAAAGGGGGAGAAUUUAAUUUAA